CUCCGGUGGCCUGUUGCGUCACAUCCGGCCCUUGCAAUUCUGGAUUGCGAAACCCUGAAACCCGCGCAAUGAAGAGCGUAUUUGUUACUGUAGGGACCACCAGCUUUGAUGACCUGAUUGCGUGUGUGUCAUCGCACGACUGUCUGCAAAUAAUCGAGAGCCUCGGUUACAGCCGACUUAUCCUCCAAAUUGGGAGAGGGACGGUGGCACCUGAACCGUUCCGUACUGAGUCAUUUACUCUGGAUGUUUAUAGGUACAAGGAUUCGGUAAAAGAAGACCUUCGGAAGGCAGAUCUUGUCAUUAGUCACGCAGGGGCAGGAACCUGUUUGGAGUCGCUGGAAAAAGGAAAACCACUUGUGGUGGUUGUAAAUGAAAAGUUGAUGAGCAAUCAUCAACUGGAAUUGGCAAAGCAGCUACACAAAGAGGGGCAUCUCUUCUACUGUACCUGCAGGAUCCUGAUUUGUCCGGGGAAAGCCAUCAUUGCUUCUGCUCCUGGGAAGUGCCAAGAUACUGCUGUGCUGACUCCAACUGCCUUCUCAUGCCUAGACUUUGGUCUGCUUUCCGGAUACCUGCAUAAGCAUUCCUGCCUGCACCCUGCUUUUUCCUUCUUACCACUCUUCUGCUCCUUCCUCCCUCCUCCCACGCUGUGCACAAUGCAUAAAGGAUGGAAAAAGCACUCCGGCCAGAAGUUUCAGCAUGAGGCAUCAAUGGAUGAAUAUUUAGGCAGCUUAGGGCUGUUUCGAAAGCUGACUGCCAAGGAUGCUUCUUGCCUCUUUCGGGCUAUUUCGGAGCAGUUGUUUUGCAGCCAGGUCCAUCAUUUGGAAAUCAGGAAAGCUUGUGUCUCAUAUAUGAGGGAACAUCGACAAACUUUUGAGUCUUAUGUGGAGGGAUCUUUUGAGAAAUACCUGGAACGGUUGGGAGAUCCCAAGGAAGGUGCUGGCCAGUUGGAAAUAAGGGCUCUUUCUCAAAUUUAUAAUCGGGAUUUCAUUCUUUAUCGCUAUCCUGGAAAGCCUCCAACUUCUAUCACUGAUAAUGGCUAUGAAGAAAAGAUUGUACUCUGCUAUUCAAGUAAUGGUCAUUAUGAUUCUGUAUACUCAAAACGAUUUCAGUCAAGUGCUGCUAUUUGUCAGGCUGUGUUAUAUGAAAUUCUCUAUAAAGAUGUAUUUGUUGUCGAUGAAGAAGAGUUGAAAACUGCAGUUGAAUUGUUUCGAGCUGGUUCUAGGAAGAAUAGAAAUAAUGCUUUGACUGGAAGUGCAGAUACCCAUACUGAUGACAAGAGUUCAACUCAGGAUAGGCUGGAAGAGUUGGGUGCCUGCUGCAGUGUGGAAAAUACACCAGAGGGCCGUAGUCAAGGAACAGAAGCAGCAAAGUCUCCAGAAAAUCCAUCAAAGAUGCUCUUGCCCUAUAAGGUGCUCAAAGCCCUGGAUCCAGAAAUCUAUCGUAAUGUAGAAUUUGAUGUUUGGUUGGACAGCAGAAAAGAACUUCAAAAAUCUGAAUGCAUGGAGUAUGCUGGAAGACAGUACUAUUUGGGUGACAAGUGUCAGGUUCAAUUGCAGUCAGUGGGAAGAUAUUAUAAUGCACAUAUUCAGGAAGUUGGAAAGGAGAACAAUUCAGUAACAGUUUUCAUUGAAGAACUGGCAGAAAAGCAUGUUGUUCCAUUGGAGAAUUUAAAACCAGUUACCCAAGUGACACCUGUUCCUGUGUGGAAUGCUAUGCCUAGUCGGAAAGGAAGAGGUUACCAGAAAAUGCCUGGGGCCUAUGUCCCAGAAAUAGCUAUGUCAGAGAUGGACAUGAAGCAGCGAAAGAAGAUGUUCAAGAAAGUUCGAGGGAAAGAAGUUUAUGUGACUAUGGCUUGCAGCAGGGGAGACGCCUUCCUCCCAUCCAGGUUUCAGCAUGGUGUGCACUAUGGGCAUGAACCUCCAAUGCACUACUCACAGGCAACUGGAAACAUUAUGUCUAAUGAACAUUUUCAUCCUCAGUAUUCAUCUCCAAGACAAGGUCGGGGAUAUGGGGUGCCCAGGGAUUCAUCUCGUUUUAUAAACAGGAACAAUAUGGUGGCCCCUAAAGUUGAUUUUUAUCCUGGCCCAGGUAAAAGAUGCUGCCAUACCUAUGAUAAUUUCUCCUAUAGAUCUCGUUCCUUUAGACGUAGUCACCGCCAGGUGCAUUGUAUGAAUAAAGAGUGCCAGUAUGGCUUUGCCUCAGAGAAUGGACAGAUGCCCAGGGGCAUGGAAGAAACUAUUACUUUUUAUGAAGUUGAAGAAGGGGAUGAAACUGCUUAUCCAACUUUUCCUAACCAUGGAGGUCCCCCUACAGUGGUUCCUGCUGCUUCGAGAUACCGUGUUGCAAGGCGGGGACAUAGAUCAGGCAAACAAACUUUGAAUUCAGAGGAUAAUAGCCAGAAUGACAAUGGGGGAUAUCAGGAAGAAUAUCUUUAUCCUUCAGGGCCAGACUAUGAUACUUCAGGUGUUUAUAGCACAACUAUAUCUACAGCAAACUUGUCUCUCCAGGACAGAAAACCAUGUUCCAUGUCUCCUCAGGACAAAGUUACCUCAUACAACUACCCCAAGAAGGUGAUGGGAAAUUCCGCAGCAAUUGCAACUUCCUCUGCCAAUAAUGUUCCAGCUCCAGUCUUAUCUAGCUGUGCAGCAGCUAAUCAAACUAGUAGUUCCACUUCAGUUUCUUCUCAGAAUGCUGUACAGCCUCUAUUUGUAUCUCCACCUACAAGAGGCAGGCCAGUGAUUGCUUCACCAUCCUUUCCAUACCAUUCUGCUCUUAUACCUGCUGCUGCUGCCACCCCUCUGCCGCCACCACCACCUCCUCCGCCGCCUCCUGAUAUGGGAGAUAUGUCAAACUUACCACCACCUCCUCCACCUUAUUCCUGUGAUCCAAAUGGCAGUGAUCUUCCCCAAGAUACAAAAGUUCUGCAGUACUAUUUCAAUCUGGGAUUACAGUGCUAUCACCAUAACUACUGGCACUCCAUGGUCUGUGGGCCACAGAUGCAGCAGGAGCAGUUUAAUGUAGAGAAUUAUCCAGUCUAUACUGAGCCACCUCCUGUGGUACAUCAUACCCUUCCUCAGCCGUACAAUGAAGUAGUGAGAGCAGAUGGCACUCAGGCAGAAGCAUCAGCAACUGGCCCUUUUCCUAAUGCUGACCCUACAUCUGUCCCUCAUGGAGCAGUCUAUUAUCAAGUAAUGCCGGAUCCCUAUGGGCAGCCACCUUUGCCAGGGUUUGAGUCCUGCAUUCCUGUCAUGCCAGAUUAUUCCUAUGUUGCCCCCUGGCAUCCGGUUGGUGCAGCAUAUGCUGGUUCUUCUCAAAUCCAUGGUGCUAUAAAUCCUGGGCCAGUUGGCUAUAUUGCUGCAUCUCCCUCACCUUCUCAUUAUGUGCCUCAGAAUAUGUAAGAUUUAGCAGUAUGAAGUACUCUUGCACUGCCAUUUUCUUGCUGUUUGGAUUUUUAAAAGUUAUGUUUAAUGUUUAAGUUGUUGGGUGGGUAGAGUGGUUACUAUUGUAUCUAUCUAUAAGAUUAUUUUAUCUUUUAGUUUAAAAUAGUACUUUAAAGAAAUAUUACUUUGGGCUGUGAAUAAGGAAAUAGAGAUGGAUAUCCAACUAGCCCAGUAUUGCCAUCAUUCAUUGUAUUCAGCUGUUUUCCUGUCAGCCAGCUUAUCAACUUUGUAUUUGCUGAUGGUACCAAUUGGUAAAAGAAUAAUUCAUUAUAAACUAUUUCCUUGGUUCAGAAAUCACAUAUCAUAUUAAACUGCAGUAUUGAGAUUACUUCCACUUUUUUCUAUAAAGUAAAACAAAACCAAGAGAAUUUGCUUCAGCUAACUCACUUAAUAUUAAAUAAGAGAGCUCAUGGGGUUUCUUAAGAAUUGUCUGAACUGAGUUGUGUUCUGUAAAAUUGAUCAGUUUUGAAGGUGCAUGGUGCUCUUCUUUACGUUUAACCCAUAGUAUUGUUUAAUAUUAGACUUAGGUGUUUUACUGCACACUAUUGAAUUGGUGUCUUUUGCACAGUUAGCAGUAAAUAAAAACUAGCAUUUAAAAUUGC
Nycticebus coucang (slow loris) is the source of this 4042-nucleotide messenger RNA. RefSeq names its product ALG13 UDP-N-acetylglucosaminyltransferase subunit (gene ALG13). The record is from RefSeq and is a predicted model, not a curated record. Gene Ontology annotation, biological process: dolichol-linked oligosaccharide biosynthetic process. Gene Ontology annotation, molecular function: hexosyltransferase activity. NCBI's taxonomy places the organism in Eukaryota, Metazoa, Chordata, Mammalia, Primates, Lorisidae.